Messenger RNA from Phasianus colchicus (ring-necked pheasant), 6097 nucleotides. The record is from RefSeq and is a predicted model, not a curated record. NCBI's taxonomy places the organism in Eukaryota, Metazoa, Chordata, Aves, Galliformes, Phasianidae.
UUUCUCUGAAAAGCUUCCCGUGCUUUCUAAGCUGAUGUUGAUUGUAACAGCAGGCAGGGAGGUGCUACUUGAGCAGGCUGACUGAAUAACUGCCAAAAACAUACCUGGCUGAAGUUAUUGAAACUGUCCUCUCCGCCACCCCGGCAUUAAUGAAAAGGCUAAUCUUCUCUAAGUCUCUUAUAACCCAGCAAUCUCUUAAGGGGCUGGAUCCGUGAUUAAAAACAGAGGGAAAGCAGCUGUCUUUUUAUCCUCUCGUAAUUAUUCCUUGGUCGUCAAUAGGUGUUGAUUUCCUGGGAGUGUCAUGGUGAUAGAGGUUACGUUUCCCUGUGUUGUUGGGACUAAAUGUUCAGGGGUGUUGGUUGUUUGAGUGCACCACUGAGAGCCCUGAGGAUGGAAAGUGUGAGUCUUGUUCUCUGUGAUUUCACUGCAUCGUGAAGGUUUGACUUAUUUUGGAAACGUGCACCUAAAGGCCAAAAAACAGCUAUCCAGUGUCAAGGCAAGGAGGGGCCUCUUUAAUUACCUUUUCUCUUUUUUUCUUCUGCUGUAUCUCACCAGCUGGUGGUAGGAAUGGGUUUUAAAAUGAUUUUAAUUAGAAAGUCAAAACCAGCAACUCACUUCUUACCGCUGCAACUUGGUGAAUAAAUUUUAGUAAGUAUUUCAGGUUUGUUCUGUCAUUGCUGUUUCCAGACCUUGUUGCUACAAUUAAAAGUACGAGUCGCUAAAUUCUUAUUGGUAAAUCCUGGACACAACUAGAGAUGUCUCUAAGCGUUGUACUUUUGACUAGAAGGGCUUAGUUCUGGGAGGCUGUGAGCCACCAGAUGGCCGCUUCCUGGUCAGUAGCAUCCAGCUCUCUCCAUGGGGUUCCAGAGGAAGCUUUCAAUGUUGCAUGUUUGGUGCAAACCCUUCCUACUUCCUGAGACAUCCAUACCCAUCCACUUGUUUAAUUGCACAGCUAUGGAUGACAAGUGCCUCAUUCACACUGCGUCCUACUUUCAGUGGCAGUGACUGGCACUCACCUUGUUACCCUAUUACUUGGUAAGUGCUGUUACCUUUUCCUUCAAAUGUCAAGUAUGGGAAGACUUCCAGCUAAGAAAGAACCAUCAAGAAGGUAGGAGGGAGAAGGGAUGUUUAGGAAGUAUUCAAGUUUGUUAUUUAGGUGAACAAAGGAGGCAUUUAAAAUGUAAAGGACGUCUCCUAAAACAGGCCAAUUAUUUGUAAUAAAGAUUUUCACCCUUAGUAUUUUCUAGAAAUGAAAAGUCAACAAUAAGCAAUUAACUCAAUGUAUCUAUUGCUUUGGUUUCUCUCCUGUAGCCCCUCUUCAUGGCAACUGUCUGUCUGUAAGGCAGCCAGCGUAUGAUGUGAUGAAGACCAAUACGUGAGGCUGUAAAUAUACAUCAGUGGUGAGAUGUGCCUUGUGAAUAUACUGCUACAUGCAUCACCAAUUGCUAGUAGAGCCCGAACUCCUAGAGCUGAAACACCCUUCCCCAUGCUUAAAACCAGCAAUUGGCCUAUGCCAUUAGCCAACCACAGAACGUCGUGUUGCUGCACACAUGCAGCUGUGCUGUUUUGAGGACUUGGAAUCAGUAUCCUCACUCUGGCUCAAUGUUGAGGGAUUACUAGGACUACUAGCCAAAAAAGGUGCUGUAUGACAUGGAUAGAACCUACAAAUUCUGGAGGGAGAUGAUACCUCUUGGGUUUUUGCACUGCGAGAUAAGUUGAACCUUGUUAAGGGAUGGAUUUAAUUUAAAUCCUGUUUUCUAGAGUUUGCCAGACCCUUCCUUGACUUUAUAAAUGUCAUCACUGGUCCACUGUCGAGCCCCAAACCAAAUCAUUUCACUGCUUAGAAAGCUGGAAGCACAGAAAUUCAACAAGGGCUCUUGAGUUAAACAAACACAAAGUUUUAAGUAAGUAGGUAGAAAAUAUAUUUCUCUAAAAAGAAAUGCCCAAAGUUUAUUUUCAUAACCAAAUUCCUGACUAUGUCAUAUCUAACAGACUAGAAAUUUCCCAGAUGUUAUUGGAGCUAAAUGCAUCCGGAGGAAUUAGGCACUCAAAUGCCUUAUGUGCUAAAGUCCAAUGUUUGUGGAUCAGUGGUAUUCACAUAAUUUAACCUUCGCUUAACUCUUUAGCACAGAACUGGACCCAGGUUUCUCAGAUCCCUGUCUCACUGCUGAAGUCGAUGGAUUUCUUGGUAUAACAGUGGCUUCUUUUACAACUGUCCUUUGUGGAAAGUAUAUGCAGUUCAAAGAGACUUGCCAGAUAAGGCCUCAGGCUGAGAGGAGAGGGAAUGGCGGUUUUAGGAAUGAUGAGGGAGCUUUUGGAUGAAGCAGACCUUCAGUAGGUCAGCAGUACCAGGCCUUAAGACAGUUAUGCCUAUACCCAGCCUCAGAAGUGUGGGAUCUGUCCCUAGAAAUGCAUCCAGAAGGAAGUUGAGGUAAUUGUAAGGUGCCACAGACAUUUUGUGAAUGAAACUGGGAUCCAAGGGAUGGACAGAACAGGCAUCAACACUGGAGUGUAAGGAUGCUAUUUUUUCCUUCUGCAAUCUAACAUGUUAAUUUAGGAACUUGGAGGAUGUUGAUUAAUGAAGUUAAUGCGUUUAUUCAACAUGCUGGGUGAAAAUAAGGCUAUUGUCUUCUAUCUUUAAGACUGUCUUCUCUGUUUAACUGUCUUGACUGUUACUAGCUCCUUCAGCUAGAGUCCGCAUCAGCGGGAAUGCAAUUUUCAUGCAUUGUUUCAGUCUGGAAAUGAAAUAAUUUUCAUUAAUGGAAACCUGGUUCUCAAGCAGAACAAUUAGACCCACUUCAGGUUGAAAAAAGAUAAAAGCAUGCUAAUUUGGAUGGAGGACUCUUCUUUCAAGGCAGCCAAUUGAGUCAUCAGCCUGCCACCCACCUGACCGUCUGACAGCCACCUGAAGUUUCUGGCAGUAAAGUCAUUAUGGCAGACCUGGGUUGCAAAAAGUCCACUGACUGCACCGUCUCCAGGCUGCUCAGCGUCGUGGAGAGCGAACUCCGGGCAGGGAGAGACAAAGGUGACCCCACUGAGAAGCAGCUCCAAGUUGUCUUAGAGGAUGCUACCCUCUGGCAGAGAUUCAGAGAAGUUACCAACGAGAUGAUUGUGACCAAGAAUGGCAGGCGGAUGUUCCCUGUUUUGAAGAUCAGCGUAUCAGGCUUGGACCCAAAUGCCAUGUAUUCGUUCCUGUUAGACUUUGCCCCGACUGACGGCCACCGCUGGAAGUAUGUCAAUGGAGAAUGGGUGCCAGCUGGGAAACCAGAGUCACCAAACCACAGCUGUGUCUACAUCCACCCAGAUUCUCCCAACUUUGGGGCCCACUGGAUGAAAGCUGCCAUCUCCUUCAGCAAAGUCAAACUUACCAACAAGCUCAAUGGGAAUGGGCAGAUAAUGUUGCACUCCCUGCAUAAAUACGAGCCUCAGGUACACAUAGUUCGUGUAGGAGGCCCCCACCGGAUGGUGAUGAACUGUUCCUUCCCUGAGACUCAGUUCAUAGCUGUGACUGCCUAUCAAAAUGAAGAGAUAACAGCUCUCAAAAUCAAGUAUAAUCCCUUUGCCAAAGCCUUCCUGGAUGCAAAAGAAAGAAACCAUCCCAAGGAUGCAUCAGAAACAGUCUCUGAGGGUCAACAUAUGACAUACUCUCACUUGGGUGGAUGGUUGAUUUCCAACCCAGAUACAAUGUGUGCAUCAGGAAGCUCUAAUUACCAGUAUACUGCACCUUUACCUUUGCCAGCUCCACACACUCCCCACGGCUGUGAGCGAUAUUCAGCGCUGCGAGGGCAUCGAGCUGCUCCAUAUCCACCUUCCUACAUGCAAAGAACUCAUUCACCUACAGUGAAUUUUUUGGAGAGCUCCAGCAAUAAUCUUCAGGUAUUCUCAGGACACGACAGCUGGACUUUGCCAUCCUCUCCACAUGCUAAUUUGCUCUCAGUGCCACACACCAAGGGAGCUGCCAGCCCAGGACCCAGCCAUUACCCUUGUCUGUGGUCAGUGAGCAACAGUGCCGUAAGUGUCACCAACCCAGGAAGUGAGGUGAACAGCAACACUUCAAGCAUGUUUCUGAGGGGUAAUGUACCCUUAGCUACUGCAUCUUCAUCCGUCCAAAUCCCUCUGCAGGCAACUGCAUCUGGCAGCAUGGAAACACAAGGAGAAGCCCCUCUAGUCAGACUAGUCGACUCUGCGUGGACGUCCUCACACUCCUUUUAAUGGACAGGCAGCUCAAAAGGAAUGCUCAGCCAAGCAAGAGAGAGACAAAUGGCAAAGGAUCCCCAGGAACUGAGCUCAGAACAGGGAUGCGCAUGCAGAAUACUCCCCAUCAAGCAUCACUUUCCAUAAUGUAUCUCUUGUGCGCCAGAGAAACCAAAAUGCAUAAUGCAAAGGAGGGAAAUGGUAGGGGGACUGGCUUAUUACUGUAACCUUCCUGCAUUAUUGAGGAUGAUAUCUAGAAAGAAUCUGUACAGUUGGCUUUGCUCCUUCCUCACAUCAAAAUGAUCAGAGAUAUGGGACUGACUGAAGCAGACAUGGCAGCUGGAUAUGUGCACGUCAUUUUAGAAGGGUCCUUUCUGAAACUGAAAGCCAAGUCCAUGAAAAUUGUGGACAAGUAUGCAACCAUUGAUUUGAAGUGACAGGGCUGCUUUAAAGGCUUUCUGAAUUUGUCACAUGAAGCUUUCCUGAAACUAAGCUCUUUUGAGCUUAAUCUGACACCCUAAUUCAGCUUGCAUAUGAUAUUCUCUGUCCCUUUCCUUUCUUCAGCUCCUGUGUGCUCUUUCUGUGUUAUAGGGAUAAAGGACAAUGCCCAAGCUAAGAAAGCAGCUGCAUUGUAGCAGCAGGUGAAGGGCAUCUGGUUUAGCAUUUAUAGUCUGAUGUUAAAUGAAAAGUUCUGAUGUUUUCUGCAUGUGUUAUUUUUGAGAGGAUGGAGGGAAAAUAAUUCUAGAAAAAAAUUCAGCUUACAUUUCCACUUUGCUUCAGGCAGAGUACUAAUAAAAUAUGAAUCAAUGGUGUGUUACGGUUUCAAUGCAUUUCCAAGGUGUAAAUGUGCAAACCAAUCAUUUUUUACCUACUAGCCUCUGAGAGAAUUUAAAUUAGCUCCACCAGAAGUAUGUUGUCAGAAGUUUUCUAUAACUCUGCCAAUUACUGGCCAUAUGAUCUUAAGCAUGGCAUUUCAUAUCUUUGUACCUGUUUUCCCUUUCACUUUUUGUUUGUUCUUUUGUUUGUUUGCUUGUUUGUUGAAGAACUUACUUUUUCAGGUUGUUGCUUUUCCUGUGAGAGAGUACAGCAUCUAUGACAGCAGAAGUCUGAUCCUGUCAGCGAUAAGCAACUACUGAUAGUAUAAAGCAAAUAACAACUUACUCCCUUGGAUAUUCCUUGUUUACUUCUUCAGUCAGUCCCCAUUCACUGCUUUCAUCCACAGAGGCCUGCUUAAGGACUUGCUAUGCACUAAGAAAGGAAGUGAGCAGCAGUAAAACAUGUUAAUGUGAAUUACAAGCCAUGCUCCUGCCUUGUACUCCAUGCUGAUGUACGUUUUCCGUUCUGAGUCUCUGUCAACUACAAAAAUCCAUGCAAUGUCAGAUACCAUGUGUGGGGGUGGUGGGUUUUUUCAAGUCCUUAGGCCUGAAUCAUCCCCUUAAGGCACUUUCAGUGCUAUGUAGUUUCAUGACAUCCCCAUCUGGUUUUUUAGAUUUACUGCAGGCAAGGCACCACACCAGGAUGCACUUAAGGUGCUGUUAGUUUUAGUAAUGCGUGCUGUUCUUAGCUGAAAGCAAAGUCAUAAAGUUGUUUCAGACAUGCAUUUCUUUUGAAAGAGGCAUCGCUCAAACAGGAGCUAAAAGCAGAAGGUAUAAAGCUCUGUAGCCUACUAUUAAUCUAAUUGUUGAUAGUUCUAACUUAUAUCUUCUGUUCCAACCUCUAUCAAAGCUCACUGACAAAUUUCUCAGUAUUGUCUUUCUCUACCUUGCAGACAGAAAUGUCGGUAGUUCUGCUUUACAGGUGAAGCUGAUUAAUUAACGUAUACUACCCUCUACUGGCUGCUUGGAUCCCCACAGCAGCUGCUGAGUCUACAUAAAAUGUCUACAGAUGCUAAAAAAAAAAAAAA